UCCGCCGAUCGGUCCAGCUCUAGGUCCGCCGAUUCAAACUCAAAAAAUAUAUAAUAUUAGACGGUUUUUGGACAGUUUAAGGGACGCGUAGCACCAAUGGAAGAGUCUGCAGCUCCCAGGAGGCCCCACGCGGCCGCAGGUGCCGAGGCAGGUGCUGAGGGGGGGGAGGGUGUGUCUGUUCCUCCCCUUCCCGAGUUUGAGGCUUCUGGAGCCUCUGCGGUGGUUAGUUCAGCCUCUGUGCAAGAGGCAUCGGGCCUGGCACCCUUUCUUGUGGUUCCUGUGCUUGAAAACCGACGCACGGCGAGUCCUCGGCUGGCUCCAGCCGAAGGGGGCGGAGCCAGGUCUCGUUCUGAGCGCAACAGCGGCAACUGGACAAAGCAAAUCCUCUGCAGGUAUUAUCUGCAUGGGCAGUGCAAGGAGGGCGAUAACUGUCGCUAUUCUCAUGACUUCUCUGGGCGGCGGAAAGCUAGGGGGGGCCAAGAUUCUCAGCCUCGGGCCUCUGCAGAUAGAGGGCCCAAGAUGGCCACUGAGUGGGAGCCCCCGACUCAGGAAGUGGCGGAAGCCCCCCCUACUGCAUCCUCCAGCUCUUUGCCUCUCAUUGGCUCAGCUGCUGAAAGGGGCUUCCCUGAAGCUGAGAUUGACAGUGCAGGCAUUGGCUCAGCUGCUGAAGGGGGCUUCUCUGAAGCAGAGAUUGACGAUGCAGGCCUAGCAGCAGCUGCUACGGGAGGAGCGGGUGCGGAAGGCUGGGAGGGGGCAAUUGAGUUUGUUCCUGGACAGCCCUACCGAGGUCGCAUGAUCCCCCCGCAUGGUCCCGAGGCUCCUCUGCCGAGCCAGGCAAUUGAGAGAGAGCACAUGGCUAUGAGGAGCCCGCCAAUUGAGAGAGAGCACAUGGCUAUGAGGAGCCCGCCAGUUGACAGAGAGCACAUGGUUAUGGGCAUGGGGAUGCUUCUGCCGCUUUGCCGCUUUGCUGCCCGGGGAGAAUGCCUCCGCGGGGAGCGCUGUGCAUACCCCCAUGGAGAAAUAUGCGACAUGUGCGGGCAGCAGGCCUUGCACCCUUGGGAUGCGGCCCAGCAGGAAAUGCAUAGAAGGGCCUGCAUUGAAGCCCAUGAGAGAGAUAUGGAGCUCUCCUUUGCUGUGCAGCGCAGCAUGGACAAAGUGUGUGGCAUCUGCAUGGAGGUUGUCUAUGAGAAAGCCGACCCCAGGGACCGCCGCUUUGGCAUCCUUUUCAGCUGCAACCACACCUUCUGUCUUAGGUGUAUCCGCAGGUGGAGAAGUGCCACACAGUUUGAGAACAGGAUCAGUAAGUCCUGCCCACAGUGCAGGGUCUCCUCUGGCUUUGUCAUUCCUAGUGAGUUCUGGGUGGAAGAGGAAGAGGAGAAGGAGAAACUUGUUCGGCAAUAUAAGGAGGGAAUGAGCCACAAAGCCUGCAGGUAUUUUGCUGGAGGCCUAGGUCACUGCCCAUUUGGAGAAUUCUGUUUUUACAAGCAUGAAUAUCCCGAGGGCUGGUUUGAUCAUUUUCCGAGGCCAGAUGGUGGUGGAUCGUCAAACGCAUACUGGCAUCAAGUUUUGAAGCCCGUGCAAUGGCGAGAGGGAAACGUGCUGUUUAAAAGCCGUAAAAAGGAGCUUUCUGUGCUUCGCCUUGCCAAUCAGUUGCUUAAGAAGUUGCUUUGCCUGAGAGGCAGUUUUUCCUUCACUGAUGACCGCUGGCUCUUUCUUCAGUACCAGCUGGAAGAAUAUUUCAAUUUGAAUCUGUAGUAUCAUGCUGUGGCAUGUGGUCUAGUCUGCUAAGGCUCUGUUGUCUGCUGUUGCUUAUUUCCCUGUACUGAAUGACAAACCUAUUGCUUUCAAAGGCUGUUGCGGCAAUCUUUAUGCAGUAUUGCUGUUUUCUUCUCUAUUUCCCAUUUCUUCUCACUAGGAUUGUGAUGUUUCUCUGUGUUGCAAAAUAACAAGAAAUCUUAAAAGUAUUGUUUGGUGGAAUUAAUAUUUCUGUCAGCUGAUGACUUGUGGUGUUUUUCCAACAGGAUUCAAUCACUUCUAGUCUAGUGUUUACAGUUUCUCAUUGUGAAGUCCCUUAAGAGUAAAUGUGACAAGGUGACAAAAGUCUUUAACUGAAUUAUGAGCUUUUGCUAUAUAGCCUUAAAAAAAAAAAAGGACCCUUACAGGGCCUUGCAGCUGCUGUCUGUGUUUGUUUACAUGUCUGUUUCUUCCCUUCUCUUUCAAGUGCACUUGUUAACUUGUGGUUGCUUUGUGGUUCUGUUUUACUUGACCAAAAUGAGGUGCAUAUGUUUACAUGUUUUUAUCCUGUUUGGCUUGAUGUGAAAUUAUUUAUAUUUGGAAAUAUAUAUUUAAGAAUGAUAUAUAUGCGUAUAUGUAUACAAAGAUGUACUUGAAAACGUUGGAAACAAAUACCCACCAUAAUAUAUAUGUUUGAAGUAAUGAAAUAAAUGCAGAACUGAAAGCCUAAUGUUAAAGUCUAGAUGUAUGGACUGUGUGUGAAUUGUGUGGAUAAUUUCUCUGCCCCUGCACUGAUGUCAGUGAUUAGCAUUAAUAAAAAUGACUGCUAUGUGUAUUGGACUCUUUUUAAAGGACUUAUAAAACAUGACUUUGAUAAUUCCUAUGAUAGCAUUAACAGCUUCUCUGUUGUUAUAAUUACCAAUACAUGUGCCUCUGCAUGUAGCCAACAUCUCAUUUUUCUUAACGGUGGCAAUUCCUGAACUCAAAUACACAGUUGUUUAUGGUCAUAUCUUAAAUAUCUGGUUCUUUUUAUACUUUAGAAGCAAAGGACUGUUGAUAAAAAAUUUCAUAAUAAAAAUUAUAAGACCACCAGAGAAAAUGAUAAUAAAUAUUGAAACAGAAUAUAAGAAUGGAAAUAAAAAAGUGAGGCAUAGGACUUUUAAAAUGUUAAACAUAAUAAUACUGGUGUCUUUUAAUGCAAAUAAGCCAUAGUUUGAUCUAAGAGCCAUUUUUAAAAAAAUCAAAGUUUAUUUUGCUUGCUUUAAAUGAAUCUACAUUCUACUUAACAUGCACAAUUACAGUUAAAAUGAGAAAUCAGGAGGAUUGGGGGUAAAAGUAAUUGUGCAGCUGCUGUCAGUACAAUAGACCGAGUUUCUAAUAAACAUUGCUGGAGGAGAGAAAUGUGAAAGCAAUAAAUUAUAAUUGAUUUCGAAUAUGUAACUUCAUAUUUUGUACUUAUAUGACACAAGUUAAGCAAAUGAAGAAUUCAUAGAGGUAGCACAGUUCAAGUGCUCAGUGGACAGUUUUACUACAUCUUUUAGUAAAUGAAUAAAUUUUUAUUCGGUCACUAAACAGUACAGAUUCAAGCCUCCCAAUUGUGUAGAACAGAGUAUAUUUUUCUUGGCUGAAGUUGCUCAAAAUUAUGCUAUGGAUCUCCAUUUUCUGGUGUACACCAUGUUCUGACUAUGUAGCAAGUAACAAAGCCAAAUUGCAGAAUUUAUAUUUUGUUACAAAGCAUACUUUGAAGUACUGGUUUGUCAGAAGGCCCUUGUGUUACACUUGUAAUUUUUCCUAUGUGGUGAAAUAAAUGAGGUAGAAAAAGUAGUCACAGCAAGAAUGGAGUACAAGUCAUACAUUUACAGAACACUUGAAAUUAGAUGACUGCUGCCCCUACCCCACACAUAUUAAGGCUCAGAAAAAGUGUGUGGCUUCAUGUGCAGCUCUUAAGCCUGGAUUGAUCAGCCAGGUGCAGCAGGGCAUGAACAAGCUUCCACAAAAUGGGGCAUUUGGGGGCUUUUAUCUGUGAGUUGCAAGACUCAGUGUUUCAGAGUCUAUUGUUCACAAGUGUAGCUCAGCUUCCCAUGUUGUAGCAUGCCCUCUCCCUUCUGAUGUAAUUACUGGUACUCUGAAACUGUGGUACUCUAUGGGAUAUGGCAUAAUGCUUCCCUCUUAAUUCCACAUAGUGCAUCGGUUAGGAGGCCCUGGACAGCUAUUUUCCCAUGGGCUAGGAGUUGGGGGUGGGUCAGAUAAACCAACUAAAGAAUGGGACCAGAUGGGGCACUUAAUGAGGACUGCUGAUUGUCAACUCUCAAGGAGUUUCCAUAGUGGCUAAGAUGUGGUGGGGGGCUUGAUUUGAGCUUUGACAGCUCUGGAAAGUCUCUUAGUGUACACUGCACAACCUCAUAAAAUGACAGAAUUUUAUUCAAUGAGUAUAUUGAAAUAGGAAGUCAUAAUAAAUGUCAGGAGUUAUAGUAGUUUUAAGGCCAGUAGAAAAAUGGCAUGGAAGACAGAUUACAGGACAGUUGAGUCCUGAUUGAGCUUCUUGAAAGUCAUGCCAUCUAAGUGAGUAUUUAUGUCCUCUGCCUCAGUUUAUACAUAGGAGAAAUGGGUGCAGUGUUACCUGUUUUGUAGGAUAAUUGUGCAGCUCAAGUGCAGUGUAGGGAAAAGGCUUGAAACAUCUUUAAAAGAGCUUACCACCAAGUAGAAUCUGCAUGUUUAUCAACCCAAGUGACAAUUAUUACCUGAAUAUGAAUAUUUUGCUAGGUUUUUCUUUUAUUAAUCUUUGGAACUCAGGGUAAAAAUUAUUUUGAGAUUAUAUUUGUAGGAUAUAGGUGUAGUACCUAACACCCUUACAUAAGUAGCUUCAAUAGACAUUUUUUUUUUCCCAGCAGAAAUCGUUAAAACUAAACAUGUUCUAUUUAAUUGUCUAAGAAUCCCAAACAGCAAAAGUAUUUUUUGUACCAGAUGCAUAAUGGGGAAAUGACAAGAUGCUUUUGAAAAAUCAAAGUUCCUUUUUCCCUCAUCAAUUCGUUGAGAAAAAGGUCAAUAACAGAUGUCACAGCCACCAAAACCAAGUGAAUUUUCCUCUUCUUUCCCAAGAGGGGUAUAGUUACAGGCCUGCUGUAUUGGGGAACAAAGGACCCCUUGCCACACAAAGGUUUGCUUUGUGAGGGAUUCUGAACAGGCAGCCCCCACCUCAGAAGAGCUUGGGAGCUCCAUAAAAGAACUGUCCUUCUAGCUGCAACAGAAAGCCUGAUGAAACACAUUUAAUUUGCUUAUGCUUCCUGAGUGUAAAUUUGGGAGAUAUACAUAGCUACAACCAGGCUAGUGAAAAUUUCCAAAGUUAUCACUCAGUAAAUAUAUAGAAACCAUUGAUUCUCACAGCUCAUAUCACUGAUUCUACAUACAAAAUUUCACAGACACAAAGAAACCUUAUCAGUCCCUAGUCAGUUGUCUUUUAUGCACUGCUGUUUCCAUGUUUGGCGAUCUUAGCACUGUGGUUUCUGCUACCAUAGCUUAUCCCAAUCUACAACUGCAUGGCAUUGGGGCAUAGCUGAGAAAAGAUAUUUUCAGGAAAUAACACAGUACUAGUGCCAAGAAACAAUUAACUUGUCAAAAAUUUUGCCAUGAAAAUAUAUGCAGCAUUGAUGGAAUGCUGACCCAAAAUAAUUGACCAUGUAGUGGAUCACAGUGAAAUGGUUGGUUUAAUUCAAAGUUGAAUAGGAACUGUUCUCAUAUGAACAUCUAUGAAUGUUGGUACAAAACUAGAAUGUGCUAAUAGCAUAUUAGAAUUAACAGGAGGGGUUGGGUUGUAUUUUAGGAAAAUAAAGAUUACAGAAUAAAAGUUUUGAUGUAUUUUAGGAAAAUAAAGAUUACAGAAUAAAAGUUUUUUUUUUAUUAAAAGAAAUAACCAUACAAACACCUUCAUGUGCCUAAAGAUUAUUAAUCAGUUUGGUAAAAUAAAGUGCAUGUAAUAUCAAUAUGUGACAUACAUAAGUAUGUAUGUAUGUAUCUCCUUUGAAUUCUGAGUUUUGUUAAAUGUACAUAAAAUAAAAAAUCAAGAGAUGAAAGUAACUAUUAAAUUAGAGAAAAAUUAAAGGAUUAAAUAGAGAGGCUGCAUUAAAACAGUUUAUAAAGUGUAUACUACACUACCCAUCUUUAUCAACAAAAUGAGCAGAAAUGAAACCAUAUCAUAACAUACAGUGGAAGAAUUUGCAACAGGGAUUUUAUUAAACAUACCUGAGUAUGCAUUGUUCACCCACAUGACAACUGAAAAGAAACCUAUCCACUAACAAAAAAAAUCAAGAGAAGAGUUUACCCAUAUUUUAUUUAAAUUGUGUUUCUUCAUAAAACCUCUAAAUAAUAAGUUAUUUUAGUUCUAUCUUAUGCAAUUCAAAAAUUAACCAAUAGAAAGGAUACUUUUACUUGUGUGUUAUGAUUGACAAUUCUAUAUCAAUAGUAACACAGUUAAUAGAUAAACACACAAGUGUUCAGUCUUAUGAAUUGUUUUGUAAAAAAUGAAUAGUACAACCAUAAUAAAAUAUUUCAGCAUUUCUAUCCUUUUAAUAUGUUGCUACUAAUCAUAGCCAUCUGUUUUGAUUUUGAUCAGGAAAAAAGGAAUUCUCUCUGUUGUCAGUAAGCAUUAUUUUGAUGGGUAAAUUUGUACAAAUGCAUAAAAGAACAAAAUGAAACAAACCCACGUGUGGCAUCUUCCAGAGAGUAUGCAGCUUUCUGUCUUAAUGGGUGAGGCAUUGUAUGUUCAAAACCCAGAAUUAUCUAGAAAAUCAUAAAAAGCUAAGUAAGGCACUAUGAAAAUUCUAUUAUGAACUAUCUACUAUAAAGCAGUAAAUAGACAGCAAAAGACCUGUUUUUAUUGUAGGAAGGUGCAGAAAUAGAUAUUAAUAUAUAAAUUCUUGAAAAGAAGUACUUUUCAAGAAGUUUUAAUGCUUAAGACAUGAAAUAUUCCACCCAAUUUGAUAGGGAAAUUUGGUAUUAAAAUUGUGUUUUGAAUGAUACCCUAUUGAAGUUCAAAUAGGCCAUUUAUAAUUUUUAAGAAAAGGAAGAAACUUAGGGGAAUCUGUAUGCUAUAGUAAACACAAUUAGUAAAGUCUGAACAGUUUAUAGUAGUAAAAGAAAGCCACGCUUAGUGGCAAAUAUUAGUAAUUCUUGUAUUCUGGAGGCAAAGGCAUAAAGAUCUUGAGUUUGAAGCCUGACUACUACAUAGUAAGAUUAUAUCUCAACAACAUCAAAACACAGCUCUAUAUGAUGGGGUGCUGCUCUGGAAGUGAAACAAAAGCAUGGCUUGAGAACAAGGGGAAUGAGAGUCAGUGAAUGAACCCUGACACAUAUAGGACAUAUUGCCAUGUACUCCACAUAUGAAGAGGAAAGUGUGGUGUUCAAAUUCACAUAUUUUUAAAAUAUGUGGUGUGUGUGUGUGUGUGUUCAUGUAUGCAGACAUGUACCACAAUGCUGACCCAAGAGUGUAUAUUUAUCAGACUCAUAAAUAGACAUAUGUUAGAUUAAAGUUUGUGAUGUAGAUCAUUAAAACAACCUGGUGUUAUUCAGUAAAGAAUGAACUACAAAAUCACUUAGAAAAUUAAUAUGUGGGCCUCGUAUAUUUUUAAAGUCUUACAGUCAAGAACACCUUUCUAAAACAUUUUGGACAGAAAUCUUAACACUUAACAAUACCUAGUUAAAAACAAAAACUGCAUGGAGAUUAUGAUAUGCUCCUGUUUAUUCUAAGGACAUAUUAUCUCAUUUGAUUUUUCCAGUUGCCCUCACAUGUAAACUCUGUUAUUAAUGGCUUGCAGCCAUUGGGAAAACUGGGACUUAGGGAGGUUGAGAUUUCUACGGCCACAGGGCAGGGUCAGUGAUAGUCUGUCAGAUUCCAGGUCUGACUUCUCAGCCCCUGCGUUGUCUUACAGAUGUAACUAACUUAAAUUGGGACUCAAAAAUUUGCACGAGCAAGCCCAGAAGAAAAACUUCUUUUAUAAUAAUUCAAAAAUAAAAUGCUGGAGAGAUGGAUACAAAGUUAAGAGCACUGGUUGCUCUUCAAGAAGACCCUGGUUCACUUCCCAGUUCUCGUCUGGCAGAUCACAAUGGUCUGUAAUUCUAGUGCCAAGGAAUCUGACACAUUCAUCUGGCCUCUGUGGACAUGGGCAUGGAUGUGGUGCAUAGACAUACAUGCUGGCCAAACAACCAUACCAUACACAUAAAAGUAAAAUGAGAAAAGUUUUCAAAAUGGCAAAUCCUACAAGAACGUAUUUCUAUAGUGUAUAAGGUCUUCAGUAAAACAAGAUAAAUAAGAUUAUGAAUUAAUUUUAUUAAUAAAUCAAUAUGAAUAUGAAGAGAACUUGAACAGAAAAUAAAUGUAAUUUCUUGUAAUCUGGGAAACCCCUUCAAGCGUCCUUAAUCAUGGCACUUAUUAAAAUUAAAAAUUUAAAGUUACCUAAGACCCAAGUAUUUGCAAACACUUAAGUUGUUGAGGGUUGGGGAAAAAGGUAAUAUUUUACAUUGCUUGUAAGAGUGUUACUGGUACGUAAAUAUGGUGUGGAGGUGUAUUCUUCACUGUGAAAUUACUCAACUAAAAGAAUGUUCAGCAACCUACAUCAGAACAGUAACAUUUUAGAAAUAACCAAAAUGUAAGUUGACAGCUGAUUAAAAAUGGUACAGGAACCCAGUAGAAUUUUAGGACUACAGAUUUACAAGUGAAACAAACAUGGAAGAAUCUGGGAGACAUUGUGUGAACAGGAACAUAUGUGGAAGUUUAUAGAAUUCAGUCACUCAUAUGGAGACAGAAACAAUUGAAUGUCUAUGUUUAUAUGUGUAAAAAUGGAGCAUCCAUAGAGUUAUCACAUAUGUGCAGAUACAUACGUUACAAAUAUAAAACCCUUCCUACACAUACACAGAAAUGUGUAAUAUAUGUAGGUGAAUGCACACACAAAUCACAUAAUGUAAGUAUGUAAAACAAUGCAGAGUGGAAAUUGUCAGAUUUUUAAUACAGUUGACUCCUUUGUUUUGUGGUGAAUCAAAAUGUAAUUUGUUGGAUUUCAAAGAGGACAUUUUUAAGUGUCUUAACGGAAAGCCAAGCGUGAUGGCAGAUGUCUGUAAUGCAAGCAUUUGGGGGCCAAGUCAGGAGUACUGUCAGUGAAGGCCAGACUGGGCUUCAGUGUGAGACCAAGCUGUGGAUCACUGCUGCAAUCACCAGGAAAAGAGAGGUAGGUCUGCCAGCUGCUGCAGGUGCAGGCAUCAGUUUCCUGAUAGAUCAUAGGCUUUGGUAUAGCCAUGUGGUAAUAUAAAGCUGAAUACACUCUUGCCUGUGUCUUUUGUACUUAUCUUUCUAUAGUUACUUGAGCUUUCUGCAGUAAAGUAUUUGAGAAUUAUUGAAAUGAUCACUGAAACCCUGGAGAGGAUGCCAGCAUUUGCCUGUGGUCUUUAUCUGUGCAUCCACCCAUUGCUGCAUGAACCUGAAUACACGGCACAUGAAUAUAGCACACAGAACAAUGGCCCAUUUUAAAUUUACAUAGGGUUUUGUUGGAUUAUUGAAUUUGAUAUGUACUUGGGAUUCUAACUCUUGGUUAAAGAUGUAGCUUGUGAUUGUUUUCUUGGACUCUGUAUGCUAUUACACCACUGUCCUGCAUCUCUUUACCAUAUGUGCUCUUUAAUUUCUUUUUUAGUUUUAUGUGUGAAUGAAUACACAAUCCAUCUGUGAAAUGAUUAAAAUGCUACUAUUUGCUACAAUAUAACUAGACCUGGAAACCAAUUUACAUAAAAAAAAAUUGACACCCGAGAUGGCAGAAACAGAAUGAUUUCACUCCUGUGGAAUUUAGCAAAGCUGGGCUUAUUGAAGUGAGAUUGAAUAGCAGUGACCAGAGGUCAGGGAGUGUCGAGAAGAUGGGUGAAUAGGGAGAGUGGUUAAUGAUCAGGAAGGCAGAGGCAGAAGGUUGAGUUCUGGUCUUUAUCACACAGAAAAAUUAUAUUCAGUAGUAAAAUAUUUAAAAUAGGAAACAAAAUUUGAAUGUUCUCAUCACAAUAAAAUCACAAAUAUUUGAGAAUUUAGUCUCAAUAUCCUGACUUGAUCAUUACACAGUGAACAACUGUGAAAAUAUAACACUGUAAUUUCCAUUAGAGUGUAAGAAAGUGCCUGGGGAACACAAAAUUUUCUCCUCCCCAAGCCCUGGUGUCCACUCUGCCAUGCACAUAAACACCCACACACAAAGGUAUACACGUUUACAGACAGCCACAAAAUUCCAUAUUCACUAUAAACUCACCAGUACACACAUAGAGAAAUAAUACACAGGAACAGUAAUCCCACAAACACAGCAGUUGCACAGUCCAACACUGUAGCAGAUGCACGUAAUACACAGAUCUCAUUGUAUAUGCAUUCACAUACUAAUAUACCUCACAAGCAUAUACCAUCCACAUGCGUAUUUGUUAAUAUAACACAUAUUUAAGGGCACAGAAAGAUGCUUUUACAGGUUCUCCCUUUGGUAUAUAAUUAAAACAGUUGAGCUUAAGAUUAAGAACCAGGAUAGCUGUGGGAUCAUAUUACACUUUAUACAUCCAAACAUACACAAAUGCAUAGGCAUCUAUUCAAGGAGUCCCCUAAUGAUAUACUGAUUCACAAACACACCAGCAUAUUUCAUACAGAAACAAGUUUUCACACACAUAGAAAUUCAUUUAUGUAAAUGCUCACCCAACUCAUAAAGCAAACAUUUACACAUGUGCACACAUAAAAUCAGAUUCACAACCCUCUAAUAUACACUGUACACUAACAAUAUAAAAAUACAAAUGGAUACUGACGAACACACAUGUACAUUUCACACAGAAACAUACACGAAGUAUUCCUGAACAUACACAAGCCCAUGUUGAUAUGCACAAAUACAAACACAAACCCAGGCAGGGUAACACUUUUCACACACAUCUCUCCAUUUGCUCUAUGUUUCCACCUGUCUCUCUAACAUCUGUUCCAUUUAUAAUUUAUACAAUUCUGUCUGCGUUUUCUUAAGCCAUUUCUUCAGCAAUGUUUUCCUUACUUUUGUCCACCUAAAUGGUUGUUUUGCUGUCACCACCCAAAUCUGUAUUCAAUACUUUAAUAUCUUUUCCUUGCUAACUUCUCAUUGUUCCAUUCUAGCGCCUCUGUUUUCUGCAUCUCCCAUUAUUUUUCUGUUGUGAGCCCUUCACUCCAGAGCUUUGGUAUUCCCUGGCUUCCUCCUCGGGUUCUCAUAGAUGAUGGUCUUCUCAUGAUGUAUACUCCAUCACCUUCUCCAUUGCAGUUUCACCCAGGACAUCAACUCUCUCUAGGUAUUUAUGCAGAUAACUUUUGUCUUCAAUCUCACCUGGAACAAACCCUAUAACCAUGUUGCGAAUGUCUUGUGGGUUUCAUCAAACUCAUUUCAGAAGAAAGCAACCGGUGUGUCAUCGCCCUAGCAUGACAGUGUUUCCUAACUGCGCUCUGCAGAUUUCAGGAUCUGAACCCAUAUGUCCAUCUCAUAUUCACCUUUUUACUUUGCUUUUUUUUGUAACAACUCAAAAACUUCCAAGCUGGAAAUCAAUGUUAGUACUUUUAACUCAUUUCUCUCAUGUACUGAAUUGAAAUAAACG
Molecule: messenger RNA, 11337 nt
Organism: Peromyscus californicus insignis
Lineage: Eukaryota; Metazoa; Chordata; Mammalia; Rodentia; Cricetidae
Gene: Mkrn3
Product: makorin ring finger protein 3
Exons: 1
Coding region: 97-1755 (552 amino acids)
Biological process (GO): protein polyubiquitination
Molecular function (GO): metal ion binding; ubiquitin protein ligase activity
Source: RefSeq, a predicted model, not a curated record